AUGAUGAUGACAGGGUUGCACACUGUUGCUGACAUUUUUUGUGUUGGAUGUGGAUCAAUAGUGGGGUGGAAAUAUGAGACUGCCCACGAAAAGAGCCAGAGGUACAAGGAAGGAAAAUCCGUACUUGAGCGGGUUAAGAUGUCGGGGCCUGACGGAAGCAAUUAUUGGGUCAGUCAUGAAGCACAAGUUGGAAGCAGUGAUGCAGAUGAUGUUUGA
Molecule: messenger RNA, 216 nt
Organism: Prunus armeniaca (apricot)
Lineage: Eukaryota; Viridiplantae; Streptophyta; Magnoliopsida; Rosales; Rosaceae
Source: the annotation of a GenBank genome assembly